CCUCAGCGGCGGCUGGGACGGCGCCGGCGAAGAAGUCCAGCUCCUCCUGGACCUAUGCCUUCAGUGUUUGACAAAGAACCUUUCCAGAUACACUGCAGAUAUUAAGUCAUUGCCACCCAACAUAAAGGAUAAACUGAUUAAGUUAAUGAGUAGGCAAGGGCAAAUAACUGAUUCAAAUAUCAGUGAGGUAUUGCACCCUGCUGUAGAGUCUCUAGACCUCCGAGACUGUGAUAUUUCAGAUAAUGCCUUAUUGCAGCUUUAUAACUGCAAGCAAUUGAAAAAAAUCAACUUAAAUUCUUGCAAAGAAAACAGAUUGGGAAUCACUUCAGAAGGUGUCAUAGCACUGGCCUUGUCCUGUCCUUACUUGCGUGAAGCGUCUUUCAAAAGGUGCUGCGAUAUCACUGACAGCGGAGUUCUUGCUCUUGCGCUCCACUGCCAGUUCCUACAAAUAGUGAACUUGGGCAGCUGCUCAGGCAUCAUGGAUGCGUCUCUGCAGGCGCUGGGAGAAAACUGCAAAUUUCUUCACAGUGUGGACUUUUCAUCUACCCAGGUAACAGAUGAUGGCGUUGUAGCACUAGUGAGUGGAACAUGUUCAAAGAAUUUAAAGGAGAUCCACAUGGAGCGCUGUGUGAAUCUGACUGAUGUCGCUGUGGAAGCGGUCCUUACUUGUUGUCCGAAGAUACACAUUUUUCUGUUCCAUGGAUGCCCAUUGAUAACAGAUCGUUCCCGAGAUGUUUUAGAGCAGCUAGUCAUAUCAAACAAAAUCAAGCAAGUAACAUGGACUGUUUACUGAUUAUUUAUCAUGUACGUAUGAGUGUAAAGUUUACAGAUGGGAGAGCUCUUUCAGAAAACAAGCACCUUGGAGAAAGAGCUGGUGACUUUUGUACUACCAGAUUGCUUCCCUCCUUGUUCCCACCAGAGGUCUCCGUGGCCAUUCUAGUCCUUGCCUGGUCACCAAUCAGCACUUCAGUUUGCUGUAUCCUGAUGCAUUUCCUCAGCCAGUGAUGCAGACCAUCAGCAAGUUGUUCAUCGUAAAACAUAUCUCCUAGAACAAUGAGGUCCCAGUUACCAGCCUCUGAAUUAAUGAUGUUCUUAAUGGUGAUGGGAAAAGGAUUCAGGUGAUUCAGUUCACAGUUCAAGAUCAUUGCCAUUCCUGCAACUGAAGAAAAGUCAAAGUAAAAUGAAAGUUACAUUUUAGGAUUCU
Tauraco erythrolophus (red-crested turaco) is the source of this 1204-nucleotide messenger RNA. RefSeq names its product antagonist of mitotic exit network 1 homolog (gene AMN1). Gene Ontology annotation, molecular function: protein binding. Gene Ontology annotation, cellular component: SCF ubiquitin ligase complex. NCBI's taxonomy places the organism in Eukaryota, Metazoa, Chordata, Aves, Musophagiformes, Musophagidae. Gene Ontology annotation, biological process: SCF-dependent proteasomal ubiquitin-dependent protein catabolic process. The record is from RefSeq and is a predicted model, not a curated record.